ACAUUCGACAGCGCGUGCGACGCUGGAUGGUGUCACCCACAGUAGUUGACUUUAUGCCGUUGGAGACGAUCUUGGAUUCAUCGCCAUCCCUCCUGCCCUCGACCCUCGACUGCGCCUUCAUACCGACUUGGCAGCUCACGGUACCCAACCGCCAACCGCAUUCACCGCACAUAACCUCGCAGCGUCGCCCAAAAUGGCCGAGGUGGCAUUCGCAAGCACGUUCCUCUCACAGCUGGACUCGCGGCCGGCAAAGCUGUCGCCAGACCAUGUCGAGGACCCGCGAAACUAUCCCGCCCGGUCGGCCUACAUAAUGCCACGCAUGCCCAAGCCCAUGAGCAAGCGCGCCCGCCCCUCGAACCCGGGCCAGGAGCGCAGCGUGACGGUGCACCUGCGGUCGCUCCGGAACCCGCCCCUCGACAUCAAGCUGACGUCGCAGCCGCUGGGCACCUCGGUCCUCGACGUUCGCACCGCCGCGGCCGCCCAGGCCGGCCUCCGCGCCGACAAGGUCAAGCUGUUGCACAAGAAGAAGCCUGUGGCCGACAGCAAGGUGCUGCGCGACCUCGUGGCCGCCGACGAUGAGACCCUUGUCGAGUUCUCCGUCAUGGUCCUCGGCGGCGCCGCAGCCGCCAUCCCGAAGGCGGAGGAGGACGCGGCGGCGGCGGACCAGGCUUCGCCGGCUGCCGCACCCACGGCACAGGGCGUCAGCGGCGCCGAGGCCGUGCAGAGCGAGGAGUUCUGGGUUGACCUUAGGGGCUUCUUGCUGCAGAGGGUACGCGACGAGACGUAUGUCGACGAGCUUUCCAGCACGUUUCGUAAAGCGUGGGAGGACAGGUCGUAGGAAAUUACGCUGCCCCCUGGGCUGUGACAUCUCAAUAGACCCCUAAUGAUACCGAUGAAUUUUAAUGCAUGGAAAGGAUAGAUUAUAUGGUGAAUAGCAAAGCUCAAAAACCUUGCCUUAAGAUAGGAC
Molecule: messenger RNA, 967 nt
Organism: Gaeumannomyces tritici R3-111a-1
Lineage: Eukaryota; Fungi; Ascomycota; Sordariomycetes; Magnaporthales; Magnaporthaceae
Exons: 2
Coding region: 194-838 (214 amino acids)
Source: RefSeq, a predicted model, not a curated record